UGCUUCCCCGUAUAAACCACCCUCGAUCAGACGGUCAGGCUGGCAUGUUGUAGUUCUCUACCGGUCCACAGCAUAACAUCGAGGUGAGAUUUUCUUACUGUAUCGGAUCAAAGCCGUUAAGCACUAAAUACACACAGUGUGUAAGAUGGUGUGAGUCGACGUCACGUUGAUACAAAAACGUCUUCUCUAUCGCACAGGGACCCUUUAUCAGCAAGGGAUUUGUUUAAGUGAUACAAAACAACACGUGCAGUUUGUUGUUUCAUGUGGGAAGGCUGAUUCACAUCCGGAGAUAUUAAGUUCGGUUUUAUCGGAACAACAAGUAAAUCUGCAGCCAUGAAGGUUUAUAACUUGUGUUUUUUGUGUUGGAGUUGUGUCAUUGUGUUUAGUGACCUUCAGCUCUUCGUUCAGCACAAAUGAAACGGUGUCGAACUCUACCGUGGACUCAGAAGUCAAGUCGGACUAUGAUGAUGUUGUUGUGGAGGCUGGUGACGCCGCGGGAGACACGGGGGACAUGACCCCCGAGGAGGUGAAUGAGUUGACUCCCGAGGACGAGGACAUGGAGACGCUGAAGAUCGAGGAGCUGGGAGGACUGAUUGACGCCAAGGACAUGGUGGACAAUGAAGAGGAGACGAUAGAGGACAUGGAGGUGGAGGACAUUCCAGAGGACAAGGAGGACCUGAGGUUCGAACCCAUUCCAAUGCCCACGGACUUUGACAGUUAUGACCGUGACGGGGAUGGAUUUAUCGUGAUGAAGGAGCUGAUUGAGGUGACGGGGGCGUUUGAGAAUGUAGCAGAAGCAUUCAAAGCCUGUGAUACCAAUGGUGAUGAGCGAAUAGACCGGGCAGAGUUCAGGGACGCGCCGUGGGACUUGUCAGGGAAACGACCGGAAGUUGUGAUCGAAGACAUCAACUGACCUUGACAUUGUGUUCUUUUGUCAAAAUAAUGUCACGUGACGAUCUCACUGAGCGACACUGUGUGAUUGGCGGGGUUUGCGACGACAUUGCACGUGCACACGUGCUCUGGAGAGUGUGUCAUAAGUGUAUUGUGGACUAUUUAAAGAUUCAGUUCUUUACGCUUCCUAACCUGUUUGAUGCAGACAUUUUGUAGAACAAAACCCGCAAUAAGAACAGACACAGGUACGAAGCAAGUGUUGGAUUGUGUAGGGACAGGUUUGACUAUACAGGCCAUACCUUGGAUCUAUAUUAAACUGGACUCACUGUCGGACGUUCUGUGAUAGCCUGUUUUCGUCUGUUCUCGCUCUGGGUAUGAAUAAGUCAUGUGUUACUGAAAAUAGAUCGAUUAAACACGACUGGUCUAUUUUCAGUUGGUUUGCAAUUAUUGACUUUUAUUCAAGAAUCAAAAUAUUUGUCAAUAUCGGCGUCUUCUAACAUGAGAAGUGUACACAAAAUGAAUUUUAUCGAACAAUUGGCAACUUAAGAUGAGAUACCAAACUAAAUCAAAACGAACAUUAGUGAACCAGUUUUCUCUUUCUAUUUGAAACGCACCAGCGUGAGGAAUAACGUCUCCCCAGUUGGAUACUGUGAGCUGUCUCACAGCUCCUCCCAGCCUCACGACGCUGGCCACGAACCGAUGGCGUCUGUUCUCUUUGUGUCUCUGACAGUAUAACUGUCCAGGGCAAGGUAAUUAUUUUGGACCCCUCAUUGGGCGACCUGUGUGCAUUUCCUCCUUGUCAUGUUAUCCUGUUUCGUAAAACAUAUGCAGGCUGUACUUUUCCCUUUCUUUUACACUCUCAUUACCAUAGAAUAGUAAUUACAUAAAAGGCGAUUCUUGUUUCUAUGACAAAGUUGCAGUCGGUGUUCUGAGACUGCAUAUUUGGCUAAAUCUGUGAAUCUUUAGUCUUAGUAUGCGCAGUGAAACAGCGUUUUUCUGUAUGACCCGCAAUACAUAUGAUUAAGGUUUCCAGUGUUAAUUAAUAUUCAAUAUACCGUACAUUAUUGCGCUUAUUGACACUCGUUAAUUCGGACAAUAUCACUGGGGUACAAUACCGUCCGGAUUAACGGGGUUUCACUGUAAAUGGUUACAGCCCUGUUCUCACAGACCUGCUUGUUUGAACAGAGGAACGUUGUUUAUCGUGAAUGGUCAUUCAUCAGUAAAACUGUCCGGAUAAGCAGGUCCCAAAGUAAAGGAUACUCUUAGUAAAGUAAUAUUUGUGUAAAUAGAUGUUCCAAACGGUUUACGUCAACAGAGCGUGGUUUCGUGAUAUUAUGAAUAUGUAGAUGCACUGUCAUAAAAUAACUUAUUACCUGAUGAUGGUGUAUCUAUGUAACGUAUUACCUAAUGAUGGUGUAUCUAUGUAACCAUGUAACUAUCUAUGUAUCUGUGUGUCGUGUACAGUUUUCACGAACUGUUUAUAAACAUGCUGAUAUAGAGGUAAUUUAAGUUAUAUUUUUAACUAAUCAUAAGAAUGUAAUCGAUAGAUCGCUUGAAACAUCAUAUAUAAACUCACAGCGCAAGUUCAGCGGGUAAAUACACGUAGCUGCUCAACAGCUGCCUGGCUGUUUCGACGUAGCUGUUUCGCGUCUUCAAAGAAGCAUAUUUUAUACAUUAAUGUGCAAACAAUGCGACACGUACAACCUUUUUCAUUUUUUUACACAUACAUCCCCUUUAAAUAGAAUCUAUACAGCAAAUCCAUUUAUACGGCACCAAUCUCGCAUUAUCUUAAUGUUGAUAUAAUUAUUAUAUAAUGCUGCUUGCAAGUGGUUCCCAUGUUCGUUGGUAAGGCAGAACUUGUUACAUCUCUUACUACAUUGUGACAUGGGCACCGGUGAAGCUAGUCCUUCUUGAAGGUGUGAUCUGUAGUUAGUUAAGAAAUAAACAUGUUUGAUUUGU
Messenger RNA from Haliotis rubra (blacklip abalone), 2850 nucleotides. RefSeq lists its product as uncharacterized. Gene Ontology annotation, molecular function: calcium ion binding. NCBI's taxonomy places the organism in Eukaryota, Metazoa, Mollusca, Gastropoda, Lepetellida, Haliotidae. The coding region runs from base 512 to 913 and encodes 133 amino acids. The record is from RefSeq and is a predicted model, not a curated record. The transcript has 2 exons.